Messenger RNA from Leptosia nina, 4554 nucleotides. The record is from the annotation of a GenBank genome assembly. NCBI's taxonomy places the organism in Eukaryota, Metazoa, Arthropoda, Insecta, Lepidoptera, Pieridae.
AUGGGUGUUCUAUUAUAUUUAUUCUCUGUGACGAUUUUAUUGCCGUGUGUUUUCGGUCAACAAGAAUGUUUUGGGGCUGGCAGUGUCGCCGGAGCGGCGAUAGGCGCGUUCUUAGCAGCGAUUCUGCUGCUUGUAGUGAUUUAUUACUUGAGGAAAAAAUAUUUGCAGUCGCGAAAAGGCAAACACCUGGUCUUCACAACUGACCCAGAAUCCGUUAAAGAUGAAUUUGCUUUCGACAACCCGGGAUUCCGACAGGACGAGAGGAAUUGGCAGAACGAAGCCCCCACUCUUCCCAUGGGGGGAAAGACACAUGGCCUUCACGUAGAAUUUACUAAGCCAGAGCAGAGUAAAGAUGACUCGUACAUACAGCGCGCUCGUGUACGCCGUGUAAAAUUAUGGGCUCGAGACUUCACUGGUCUAGGUUUGACUUGUGGUGGUGGAGCGAAGGAAGGUGUCUCCAUACAGUCAGUGUUGCGUAGUGGGCCGGCUGCAGCUGCUAAAUUACAACCAGGGGACAAAAUAAAAAGUAUCAAAAUCGAGUUUUCUGGUACUCCACUCGAAGAUGCGGUCGCCAUUUUAUCACUGGCGUCACCUUAUCCGGUAGAACUAGAGGUGAUAGAAGGAGGGCGAGUCAGCGGUGACGGUUGGCGCGUCCAUCAUCCGUUGAUGAAGAGAGCUGGUUCCACUGGCGAUGUUAGCACGCUGGAAAAGGAAGGAAGGCUCUUACAUCCUCCGCGCUCACCAAACACGUCGAAUUCAAAUAACUCCACAUUAGAAACCAAACACAGUAAAGGCAUCAAGAAAAUAAUUGCGGAGAAAAUAAUAACAUCCACAACCCUCGAACGAAAUAAGAAAGAGAAGAAAGAAACGCCAACUACAUUAGAGCGAGAGAACGAGAAGAAUUUGAAACUCGCUAACAAACAAAGACAUUCUGAAGUACCGCCUGCUUUUAACAAACCGGAACGUAACAAAAAUCGGCACUCAAUAGGUAGCGACGUACAAAUAAUACAGCCCGAAAACGGAAUAGCACUUAAUGUAGAGAACGCGGAAGUGCAAAAGAGAGAAAGUGACCCGAAAAAAGGCAUGAAGUUCGGAAUCCGCGUCCUCCCGCCUAACGUACCUGAUGAUGGUGUUCUUAAACAGAAAAGUGUUGAGAACGGUGCGGUCGUACUUGAAAAGAAAACCGCCGACGAACCGGAUAAACCUGAACCACAAAGACCAGCCCCCACGGCUCAUAUUAAACAUGAAAAUGAGGUAGAACAGAAGAAACCCGUCGUAGCAAAGAGAAGAGAAAAAAUGGCACCUCCAGUACCGAAUGCAAGAGUUAAAACAAAUGAAAGCGAUACAAGUAUCAGCCAAGAAACAAUGAAAAUUUCGGAUACUUCCCAAUCUUUUACAAGAAGCGAUUUAAAUUCUAGUGGAAUCAAAAGAGAUGAGAAUGGUAUACCUCAAGAAUUACCUCAGCAUAUGUUUGACGCAGCAAAGGCUGCCAGAAGUAAUAGAAAGAGUUCAGCAGAACUCUUCCCAGAUAAGGAUAAGAAAGAAGAAGCACCUAAACCCGCGAAAAAGUCUAAGGGUAAGGCACCUUCGCCGCCAGCUGUAGGGAAAAACAAAACUGACGACAGUAUGAUAGAACAACUCCAAAACGUGAACGACUUUCUUUUGAAUGAGAAACACCACUCCAGCCUUUUGUUCGAUUCGUCUGUAACCACUAGUUCAUCUAUGACAUCUUAUAACACAUCUACGCCAAAAGUAAAUAAGACUAAGACCCGUUUAGAAGAAUCUAUUAAUUUUAGUCAAGACGACAUUGAUGAUAUCGUGUCGAAACCUUUCAAACGAGAAAGUGAUUCGUUGAAUAACUUCUUUGAAGACUCGAAAUCUAACUUAUCGUCGAAUCCGGAUGGCCAUUCAGUCGUAUCUCUAAAUAACAGCGACAAAAGUGAAAAGGGAUCUACUACUAUUGAGUUAAACAAUAGUGACAUAACUAUACAUAGCUCACCUUUAAACGAAACAACGCGAUCUGCUUCAGAUGAUACAUCUAUUUUAGACGAGAAUGAAAGAAAAGCGGCCUCUUUAGGGGAUCUAUCAAGGUUUGAUUUAAGAGUAAAAACUACAAAGACGUCAACCGGUACUCUAGAAAGAGCUCAAAGUCUAGACAUAUCUGCUGAUGAUGUUGAGAUUCAAGAAACAACAUUAUCCCCUAAAAAGAGAAAAGCCAUGUCUGUCGUCGAAACUACGUUCUUUGAUUCAGGUACAGAGGAUAUUUUGCCCGAAAUCGACCCCGACAAAGGUAUUUUAAUAAAACAAAAAGAGCCCCGACUUAGUUUAAACAUCGCUAAAUCUUCUGCUUUAGAAGGCUUGAAUACAUUUCAAAGAAAUCGUCUGAAAAAAGCUUCUGAAUUUGGUAAUUUGGAAGAUGCAAUCGUAAAAGGGUCGUCAAGUUCCAUAGAAUCCGAUAAGCAAGGUUCUCAAGAAAUUCAUAAAAAGAGGUCUCAAACUAGUUUAGACACAACGGAGGAAAGCGAGCACGAAACAUCUGACCACUUGGCGAGGAGAAUUAUGGACGAAAACAUGAGAGUUCACUUGAAGUUAGUAUCGGAAUUUGCAAAGUCCACUUCAGACGGUAGUAAUGCCAGUUCGCUGGAAAACACGCAAGAGACACAAAAUGUAUCUACAACAGAAACAAUCGCAUCUACCACAUCGCCUGUAAAAUAUGAAGAAAAAGUAACAAUGCAUUACGAUACUAACAUUCCCGAUGACAUGAAAGUCUCUCGUAAUACCUAUGUUAACAGUUUAGAAAGACCUAAAUCCGAUAUGAUGAAAAAACUUCUCGCUAAAAAUCCAAUUUUCAAUGUCCACAUUGACCAGGUAACACAUAAGCAGGAAGCAACAACAAGUACUGAUAGACCGGCACCAAUGACAGAUUCGCUAAAAUCUGCAAUGCAUCAGCCGGAUAUUGUCAACUUUGAUUUGAAGACUUCAGAACCAAAAGCCAGAGAAUAUGAUGAAUUCGUCAGCAAUAUUAGGGUUGGUUCUAAUAAUAAUAGCUUAAAAUUAAAUAGAACAUCUCAAGAAAUUGUUACAUCUGAAUGGAGUGAAAGCAAAGAUAGCCAAGGUGUACAAGCUAGCAAUAUAGUAACCAUUUCGACAAACGAAAAAUCUGUGCCUAAUGAGAAAAGAACUUACACAAAAUCAAUAGAAAUCGGAGAACCAAGUAUUAGACUAGUGCCUGAUUUGGUUGAUGGAAUAAAGAAAUCUGACGAAAAAGAAACUAGGACUUUGUAUAUGGAACCAGCGAAUGUUUCCCUCACCAUGCAACAAGAACCUGUACAAAAAACGGUAACAGUAAAUGUAACUGAAGACGAACACGGUAAUAAAAUCAUAUCGCAAAACGUAGAAACAAUAUCAACGAAAUACAUCACUACUAAAACAGAAGCACCUCUACAAGUAGAGCAAAUUACUUUUGGUAUUUUGAAAGGAUCUGGAAAUAUUGAUGAAAUGGAAUUAGAAGAAGGAAACAUUCAGAAUAUAGAUAAAAACGUUCUUGCAGAGAUUAAGAGACAGAACCCUAACAUGCAUUUUACAUCCGACGAGCCCUCAUAUACAAGAACAGAAACUAUAAUAUUAAACACAGCAGAUAUGGAUGAAAAGCAAGCGAAGUUACUAAUGGAAAGGUUACAAAACGAUCCUAGUUUUAUGGCACAAAAGACUCCCGAGGAACUAUCGAGAUUGGGAAUUAAAAUUAUUCAUGAUUUAGAAGACACACAAAAAGUGAUUGAUGAUGGAGCGGUCGAAAUUACAAAAACACGAUAUUCUAUUAAUCCGUCAGUUGUAUUAGAAUCAGAGAAACAAUGUAUAACCCAAUCGAGUCAAGAGGAUGGGCAGGAAGAACACAUAACAGAAAUCCAAGUAGUAACGCCGCGGACAGAAAAGCAUAUAAGUCAAAAAGAAGACAAGGUAUCGAGCAGACAAAGAGUGCCUUCAAACAUCGCCAGUUACGAAGAUCCACUAUCCUAUGACUUUCACGUCGACCUCAUCAACGAUUUUAUAACCAACGAACGCCAUCACUCAGCGAAACAGCAACUAGACGCGAAUAAACGAACGAAAACGACUCAAAGCACGAGCGAACCAAAGAAACGCCAUUCGGACUUUGAUCUACCGAGAAACAGCCAUAUUAAAUUUCGAACAGCGACGUAUGAGUCGCCAAAAGGUACCAUAGUGACGAGUACAGAUUUAGAGAACCGCCGUCUGUCUCAGAUGGAUCAAAUGCAAUUACGUGCGUCCAGCGAGUCGACUACAAGUUCAAAACCUACAAUUUCCGCUAAGCCGAGUAACAUUCCCGUUAAGGCAGCGGAUAAAAGACCAUUAUCCGGUCUGGUCUCUUCGAAAAUUCCAGUAUUCUCGUCGCAAAAGUCGUUAAGUCAAGAAAAUCUAUCGGAUAAACAUUUCUCGUUACCGCGAACCCCGCCACUCACACUAAGCUCGAGUUCCGGUAACAUUUCUGUAACAUCUAUUAAAAGUAGCUCUAGAAGUCCAAGCGGUGGACAAUUGUAA